Messenger RNA from Labeo rohita (rohu), 2146 nucleotides. RefSeq names its product thymocyte selection associated family member 2 (gene themis2). The record is from RefSeq and is a predicted model, not a curated record. NCBI's taxonomy places the organism in Eukaryota, Metazoa, Chordata, Actinopteri, Cypriniformes, Cyprinidae. The coding region runs from base 53 to 2086 and encodes 677 amino acids. The transcript has 6 exons. Gene Ontology annotation, biological process: T cell receptor signaling pathway.
GUGCGCAAGCUGAAUAUCAGCUCAGUGCGUGACUGUCUGUCAGCUGAGAGAGAUGGGAGACCUCCAGUCUCUGAGAGACUUCAUCAAAUGUCUGGAUCAACAGUCUCUACCCCGCAUCCUGCAGAUCUGCUCUGGGGUUUAUUUCCAGGGUUCCAUUUAUGAGCUUUCAGGGAGUGAAGUGUGUUUAUCUACUGGAGAUUUGGUAAAGAUCAUUGGUUUAGAGCUCCUGUCUGUGUCUUGUGAAGAGAUUGACACCGGAACGUCAUUUGAAUUGCCUACUGAAUAUUCAGGUCAUUUCAGACUCGUCGCUGAGGACCUACCAUACAAUACAAUAGAGGAGAUUGUGGGUUUGUGUCCUGUUGGAGUGGACGCCUGCGGCUCCUUCACCUUCAUGUGCAAAAAUGAGUUGACUGUAGACAACUUCACACUACCUGCAGGAAAACAGUUAACCCUGCUGUCAGUGGAGGUCACCAAAAAUGGAAAAAGACUGGCACGGUGUCAGCUGGUGGGGCAGAACAUGGCCUCUGCAGAGAUUCUCCUUCCUCUAUCCCUCAGAGGAGAGUUUUAUGAGUGUCAAGGUGACCGCGGUUACUCUCUACAGGAAAUCAUGUCAUCAUUCAGACUGAGCUGCCGGCGCUUUUGCAGUAUAAAUGAGAAGAGCGGUGGAAGCUUGUUGGUUUUCAGCCCAGUGUAUGAAAUUAGUGCCAUUAUGCACAUGAGGAAGAACGUUGUCAAGUUCCCAUCCAGCCUGGAAGUGGACGUCCAAGAUGUGACAGAACAGAGCCAGGAUUUAGUUUUCAUAACUCCACUAUCAAUGACUGAAGUUGCGAGUCAGCCAAAAGCAUCCUUCCCGACUAUGGCGGAGAUCCUCGAUGGCCCAGAAGGCAAUCAGUUUUUUAACUGCAGCUGGUUCCAAGAACUGCAGAGAGGCAGGCGCCUCGUGUUACAUGGGUGUGGCACAACAACACUGAUAUUAGCCUCAACUCCACAAGGGAGGAAGGGAAAACAGUACUUCAUCAUCUCGAAGGGGUAUGGUGGACGAAUAAGAAGGAGGGCCCGGGAAUUCGGAUCAGUCUAUGAGCUAUACUUGGCGUCUUCUCAGUCUCCAGGUUUAAAAGUAAGUGUGACUCGGCACUGUGAGGAGGUAGAGGAAGAGGGAAUGCCUGCACUCAGUGUCGGUGAGCAGCUGGAGGUUUUGGGAAUGUCGCUGAUGGAUGGACUCAAGGAUAAAUCUGGAGCUGCUCAGAAAGUCGAAAAUCUAAUUUGCAAACGGACUAUGGAGGUGGACGACGAUGAAGAGGAAGAUGAGGAAGAUGAUAGUGAGGAAAUAUCUCUGCCGCUCUUUAUGCCAGGUCACUUUGUAGAAAAGCUUUCAGACAACAAGAAGUAUAAAUUAACAGAAUUAUUGAGCAGCUCUUUGCCUCUGGAUAUUAAAGUCGUAACCCGAGAUAAAGAGCUAGAAAAAGAUCCCCUAAUGGGGUUACCAGCACUUAAGCUUGAGGAAACUUUCACAGAGACCACGGUGUUAACGAGCCUACCACAUAAACCAGACUGGUGCUUCGAGUUGCCAGUAAGCUGGUUACAAAUGUCUCUCUGUUUCACGUCCGAUCGUCUGCCGUGGUCCAGUGAUGAGUCCCCAGAGCUUCAUGUAGAGACAGUCACUGAAGUGACAGAGAAAUUCUACUAUGAAUAUCAUAAACUUAUAAGUAAAAUUGAGGAACCACCUCCUCGUCCACCAAAGAGGAAGCCAUCCAGUUCAGAGUUGCCUAAAAGGUCCCCCAAGCCUGGAUCUAAAUCACAAAACUUAAAAAGCACUGUGACCAAACAGCUCGACGACCUUUCGCUGGGUCUGACAAAGGGAAAACGGGCUCCUGCUCCACCUCCGCCAGAGGAUACCCCAGAUCAGCCGCCUCCUGUGUUGCCUAGGAAAAGCAUGUCAAUAACAGACAGCGUCAGCCCGCAAAAUACGUAUGUGAAAAGCCCCAUGGCAGUACACAAAUCAGCAACUACAGACUCUGACUCUGAACAUGAUUACGAGUCUAUCGAAGAAACAAUUAAAAACCCCCAUGAAAGCUUGUUUUAUUAGUUCAAGCACACUUUGUAUUCUGCUGUCUUCAUUGGAAGACGUGCCAAAGAAAGUACCAGC